UGAGAAGAGAAGGACAGCUGCCGCGCUGUUGUGUGUGUUGUCUCUGGUGUCAAAAGCUGGAGGAGAGAAAGGACUGUCUGACAAACUUUGCGUCGUCGUCGUCGUCGUCGUCGUCGUCGUCUUCGUCGAUUGUAUACACGUUGCUCUGGUCGGGAAGGAAAAGUUUUUGAGUGCCACUCUGUGCAGUGGAGGACUAUAUAUACAGUGAAUUGGAAUAGCAACAUUGGAAUUCAAACGACACUUGGUGAACUCUUGAGCGUCCUUUUUACUGGCCGCGGGCCGCCCAGUUCGUGCCGCCAGAAGCAGUCCGUCCGCCGCCGAAGCCAUCACCGGGACAAAAGAAGGGCUUGACACGACACGCACGCACUAGGCAACACGAGUUACUUUAAGGAUCGCGAACCAUAACGACGACACUAGUCACGUAGUGGAGAUUUAUUGAACCGACGAGGGAGAGACUCUUUGAUUUUCUUUUCGAGAAUUUUGAAAAGUAGCCGACAAGAGGCUUAAGCCAAGAUGCCGGCACCGCAAAAGCAGGACGAGGAUGCGGAUCCGACCCCCUACUUGUACGUCUCACUCGAGCAGAAGAGAAUCGACCAGACGAAACCCUACGAUGCGAAAAAAGCCUGCUGGAUCCCCGACGAGAAGGAGGGCUACCUUCUCGGUGAGAUUAAGGCCACCAAGGGAGACAUCGUCUCCGUUGGACUUCCCGGUGGCGAGGUCAGGGACGUGAAGAAGGACCUGCUCCAGCAGGUGAACCCGCCCAAGUAUGAGAAGGCCGAGGACAUGUCCAACUUGACAUACCUCAACGAUGCGUCGGUCCUGCACAAUCUGAAGCAACGUUACUACCACAAGCUCAUCUACACGUACUCCGGUCUUUUCUGUGUAGCCAUCAAUCCCUACAAGAGAUACCCGGUAUACACGCAGCGUUGCGCCAAGCUCUACCGUGGUAAGAGGCGUAGCGAAGUGCCACCCCACAUUUUCGCUAUCUCUGACGGUGCCUACGUCAACAUGUUGACCAACAGCGAGAACCAGUCUAUGUUGAUCACCGGAGAGUCUGGUGCCGGAAAGACUGAGAACACGAAGAAGGUAAUUGCAUACUUCGCGACCGUCGGUGCCUCGACCAAGAAGGACCCGUCCGCAUCCGAAAAGAAGGGAUCCCUGGAAGAUCAGGUCGUACAGACCAAUCCCGUACUUGAGGCCUUCGGUAACGCCAAGACCGUCCGUAACGAUAACUCCUCCCGUUUCGGUAAAUUCAUCCGUAUUCACUUCGGUCCUUCUGGAAAACUGGCUGGUGCUGAUAUUGAGACCUAUCUGCUGGAGAAGGCCCGUGUCAUCUCCCAACAGUCGCUCGAGCGUUCCUACCACAUCUUCUACCAGAUGAUGUCCGGCGCUGUCAAGGGUCUUAAGGAGAUGUGUCUACUCUCGAACAACGUGCAAGAUUACUAUUUCGUUGCGCAAGGAAAGACGACGAUUCCCGGCGUCGACGACGGCGAGGAAUGCGAACUGACUGAUAAAGCCUUCGACGUCUUGGGUUUCACCCAGGAGGAAAAGGACGACAUCUACAAGAUCACCGCAUCUGUCAUGCACAUGGGUGGCAUGAAGUUCAAACAGAGAGGUCGCGAAGAGCAGGCUGAGGCCGAUGGUACCGAGGAAGGUGAGCGCGUGGCUAAGCUUCUUGGUGUCGAUUGCCAAGACAUGUACAAGAACUUGCUGAAGCCAAGGAUCAAGGUCGGUAACGAGUUCGUCACCCAGGGUCGUAACAAGGACCAGGUCGCCUACUCCGUCGGUGCCAUGUCCAAGGCUAUGUUCGACAGGCUGUUCAAGUGGCUCGUGAAGAAGUGUAACGAAACCCUAGACACCAAGCAGAAACGUCAGCACUUCAUUGGUGUACUGGAUAUUGCUGGUUUUGAAAUCUUCGACUUCAACAGCUUUGAGCAGCUCUGCAUCAACUUCACCAACGAGAAACUUCAACAAUUCUUCAACCACCAUAUGUUCAUCCUUGAACAAGAAGAAUACCAGCGCGAGGGUAUUGAAUGGACAUUCAUUGACUUCGGAAUGGAUCUCCAACAAACCAUUGACCUCAUCGAGAAGUUCAACAGCUUCGAGCAGCUCUGCAUCAACUUUACGAACGAAAAGCUUCAGCAAUACUUCAAUCACUUUAUGUUCGUACUCGAGCAAGAAGAGUACGAAACCGAGGGCAUUAGUUGGACCUUUAUCGAUUUUGGUAUGGACUUGCAAUCCACGAUCGAACUCAUCGAAAAGCCCAUGGGUAUCCUCUCCAUCCUUGAAGAAGAGUCUAUGUUCCCGAAAGCCACGGACAAGACCUUCGAGGAGAAGUUGAACAACAACCAUCUCGGCAAGAGUCCCAACUUCUUGAAGCCCAAGCCGCCUAAGCCAGGUCAAGUAGCGGCUCACUUCGCCAUUGGUCACUACGCCGGCAACGUACCUUACAACAUCACUGGAUGGCUCGAGAAGAACAAGGACCCGUUGAACGACACCGUGGUCGACCAGUACAAGAAGUCAUCCAACAAACUGUUGGUGGAGAUCUUUGCCGACCAUCCUGGCCAGUCCGGCGGUGGUGGCAAGGAUGCCGGUGGUGGCCGUGGUAAGAAGGGAGGUGGUUUCUCCACUGUCUCCUCUUCCUACAAGGAACAGUUGAACAACCUGAUGACCACCUUGAGGGCCACCCAACCUCACUUCGUACGUUGUAUCAUUCCCAACGAAUUGAAGCAGGCCGGUGUCAUCGACUCCCAUCUUGUGAUGCACCAGCUCACCUGUAACGGUGUGCUUGAAGGCAUCCGUAUUUGCCGUAAAGGUUUCCCCAACAGGAUGGUCUACCCUGACUUCAAGCUGCGGUACAAAAUCAUCGCCCCAGCUGCCUGUGACAAGGUCGGCGGUGACCCGAAGAAGUGCGCCGAGGCCAUUCUCGAGAAUUCCGGUCUUGACCCUGAGCAGUAUCGUCUUGGACACACCAAGGUAUUCUUCCGCGCCGGAGUCCUGGGUCAGAUGGAAGAGUUCCGUGACGAACGUCUCAGCAAGAUCGUCUCCUGGAUGCAAGCGUUCAUUCGUGGUUACCUCGCCCGUAAGGACUUCAAGGCCCUACAGGAGCAACGUCUCGCUCUCCAAGUCGUACAGAGGAAUCUACGCAGAUACCUCAAGUUGCGCACCUGGCCGUGGUGGAAGCUUUGGCAGAAGGUCAGGCCUCUCCUCAAUGCCACUCGCAUCGAAGACGAGCUUAUCGCAGCGGAGGAGAAGGCACGCAAGUUCCAGGAGGCCUUCGAGCGCGAGGAGAAGAUGAGGAUCGAACUCGAGGAGCUCAACACGAAACUUCUCUCCGAGAAGACCGAGCUCCUCAAGCAUCUCGACGGCGAGAAGGGCGCUCUCUCCGAGUACCAGGAGAAGGCACUCAAAUUGGGAGCCCAGAAAGCCGAUCUCGAGUCCCAACUUGCGGACAUCACCGACAGAUUCCAGCAAGAGGAGGAGGCGAGAAACAGCCUGUUCCAGGGCAAGAAGAAGCUGGAGCAGGAGAUCGCUGGUCUGAAGAAGGACCUGGAGGACCUCGAACUUACCAUCCAGAAGUCCGAGCAGGACAAGGCGACCAAGGACCACCAGAUCCGCAACCUCAACGACGAGAUCGCCCACCAGGAUGAGCUCAUCAACAAGCUCAACAAGGAGAAGAAGAACCAGGGUGAGGUCAACCAGAAGACCGCCGAAGAGCUGCAGGCCGCCGAGGACAAGGUCAACCACCUCAACAAAGUCAAGCUAAAGCUUGAGCAGACCCUCGACGAGUUGGAAGACACCCUCGAGCGCGAGAAGAAGGCCCGUGCCGAUGUCGAGAAGACCAAGAGGAAGGUUGAGGGCGACCUGAAGCUCACCCAGGAGGCUGUCGCCGACCUGGAGAGGAACAAGAAGGAGCUCGAGCAGACCAUCCAGCGCAAGGACAAGGAACUGUCCUCCCUGACCGCCAAGCUCGAGGACGAGCAGGCCCUGGUCGGCAAACAGCAGAAGCAGGUCAAGGAACUCCAGGCCCGCAUCGAGGAGCUCGAAGAGGAAGUCGAGGCCGAGAGACAGGCACGCGCCAAGGCUGAGAAGCAGCGCAGCGACCUGGCUCGCGAGCUCGAGGAACUCGGCGAGCGUCUUGAGGAGGCCGGUGGUGCCACCUCCGCUCAGAUCGAGCUCAACAAGAAGCGCGAGGCUGAGCUGAGCAAGCUCCGCAGGGAUCUCGAGGAGGCCAACAUCCACCACGAGUCCGCCCUUGCCAUCCUGCGCAAGAAGCACAACGAUGCCGUUGCCGAGAUGGGCGAGCAGAUCGACCAGCUCAACAAGAUCAAGGCUAGGAUCGAGAAGGAGAAGGUUCAGUACUUUAGCGAGUUGAACGACAUGCGCGCCAGCGUUGACCACCUGAGCAACGAGAAGGCCGCUCAGGAGAAGAUCGCCAAGCAGCUGCAACACCAGCUGAACGAGGCCCAGGGCAAGAUCGAGGAGUUGACUCGCACAGUCAACGACUUCGACGCCGCCAAAAAGAAGCUCUCGAUCGAAAACAGCGACCUCCUGCGCCAGCUCGAGGAAGCCGAGUCGCAGGUCAACCAGCUCUCGAAGAUCAAGAUCUCGCUGACGACCCAACUCGAGGACACCAAGAGGCUGGCCGACGAGGAGGGCCGCGAGCGCGCCACCCUGCUCGGCAAGUUCCGCAACCUCGAGCACGACCUGGACAACAUCCGCGAACAGGUCGAGGAGGAGGCGGAGGGCAAGGCCGAUCUCCAGAGGCAGCUGAGCAAGGCCAACGCCGAGGCUCAGCUCUGGCGCACCAAGUACGAGUCCGAGGGUGUCGCCCGCGCCGAGGAGCUCGAGGAGGCCAAGCGCAAGCUCCAGUGCCGCCUCGCCGAGGCCGAGGAGACGAUCGAGUCGCUCAACCAGAAGGUCAUCGCCCUCGAGAAGACCAAGCAGCGCUUGGCCACCGAGGUCGAGGAUCUCCAGCUGGAGGUCGACCGCGCCACCGCGAUCGCCAACGCCGCCGAGAAGAAGCAGAAGGCCUUCGACAAGAUCAUCGGCGAGUGGAAGCUCAAGGUCGACGACCUGGCCGCCGAGCUCGACGCCAGCCAGAAGGAGUGCCGCAACUACAGCACCGAGCUCUUCAGGCUCAAGGGCGCGUACGAGGAGAGCCAGGAGCAGCUCGAGGCCGUCCGCCGCGAGAACAAGAACCUCGCAGACGAGGUCAAGGACCUGCUCGACCAGAUCGGCGAGGGAGGCCGCAACAUCCACGAGAUCGAGAAGGCCAGGAAGCGCCUCGAGGCCGAGAAGGACGAGCUCCAGGCUGCCCUCGAAGAGGCCGAGGCGGCCCUCGAGCAGGAGGAGAACAAGGUCCUGCGCUCGCAGCUCGAGCUCAGCCAGGUCAGGCAGGAGAUCGACAGGCGCAUCCAGGAGAAGGAGGAGGAGUUCGAGAACACGAGAAAGAACCACCAGCGUGCCCUCGACUCCAUGCAGGCUUCUCUCGAGGCCGAGGCUAAGGGCAAGGCUGAGGCGCUGCGCAUGAAGAAGAAGCUCGAGGCCGACAUUAACGAGCUCGAGAUCGCCCUCGACCACGCGAACAAGGCCAACGCCGAGGCCCAGAAGAACAUCAAGCGGUACCAGCAGCAGCUCAAGGACGUCCAGACCGCCCUCGAGGAGGAGCAGCGAGCACGCGACGAGGCGCGCGAGCUUCUCGGAAUCAGCGAGAGGCGCGCCAACGCCCUGCAGAACGAGCUCGAGGAGAGCCGCCAACUGCUGGAGCAGGCCGACCGCGGCCGCAGGCAGGCCGAGCAGGAGCUCGCCGACGCCCACGAACAGCUGAACGAGCUCAGCGCACAGAACGCCAGCAUCUCCGCGGCCAAGAGGAAACUGGAGGCCGAGCUCCAGACCCUCCACUCCGAUCUGGACGAGCUCCUCAACGAGGCCAAGAACUCCGAGGAGAAGGCGAAGAAGGCGAUGGUCGACGCUGCGCGACUGGCCGACGAACUGAGGGCCGAGCAGGACCACGCUCAGACCCAGGAGAAGCUGCGCAAGGCGCUCGAGACCCAGAUCAAGGAGCUCCAGGUCCGCCUGGACGAGGCCGAGGCCAAUGCCCUCAAGGGAGGCAAGAAGGCCAUCCAGAAGCUGGAACAGCGCGUGCGCGAACUCGAGAACGAGCUCGACGGCGAACAGAGGAGACACGCCGACGCCCAGAAGAACCUGCGCAAGUCCGAGCGCCGCAUCAAGGAGCUCGCGUUCCAGGCGGACGAGGACCGCAAGAACCACGAGCGCAUGCAGGACCUCGUCGACAAACUGCAACAGAAGAUCAAGACGUACAAGAGGCAGAUCGAGGAGGCCGAGGAAAUCGCCGCGCUCAAUCUGGCCAAGUUCCGCAAGGCCCAGCAAGAGCUCGAGGAAGCUGAGGAGAGGGCAGACCUCGCCGAGCAGGCGAUCGCCAAGUUCCGCACCAAGGGACGUGGAGGAAGCGCCGCUCGUGGUAUCAGCCCAGCGCCACACCGACCAGUCAACAGACCCCAGUUCGAUGGUUCCGCAUUCCCGCCACGCUUCGACCUUAUGCCCGACGGUGAGCUGUAAUGAGACAGCACGCACAUCUUUUUUUUUAAAAAAAAGAAAAAAUUUCAUGAUGUAACAUCGAUACAUAUUUUUGCAUAGACCGACAACGUGAACGAAAUAGAGGCAUACAGUUUUUGAAAUAGAAGGGAAAUAAAGUCGUGAGAAAUAAAAAGAAAACUAUAAAAGAGCCAGAGAGAGACUCUGUCUAUAUAGCCGCAUGUGUGUCUUUGAUUUGCACGCGGUGCCCGUCGUGCGACGAAAUGUAUCGAAUUCAUAACACGCACUACAUUAAAAAAAACACGUAUCAUAGUGUUUUAAAAGAUGUCAUCUAUCUAGCGGUCUGUUCAUGUACUAUCGGUACAAGGCCGCAUAUGUAUUUAUUAAAGUAAAUAUACUGUUAAGAAACUUAAACAAAAAAUAAAUAAAUAAAUAAAUAAA
Nasonia vitripennis (jewel wasp) is the source of this 6999-nucleotide messenger RNA. It is a transcript of the gene Mhc, whose product is annotated as myosin heavy chain, muscle. The transcript has 23 exons. Gene Ontology annotation, molecular function: actin filament binding; cytoskeletal motor activity; ATP binding. Lineage: Eukaryota; Metazoa; Arthropoda; Insecta; Hymenoptera; Pteromalidae. Gene Ontology annotation, cellular component: myosin complex. The record is from RefSeq and is a predicted model, not a curated record. The coding region runs from base 514 to 6582 and encodes 2022 amino acids.